Poecilia latipinna (sailfin molly) is the source of this 1942-nucleotide messenger RNA. RefSeq names its product mitogen-activated protein kinase kinase kinase 7. Lineage: Eukaryota; Metazoa; Chordata; Actinopteri; Cyprinodontiformes; Poeciliidae. Bases 329 to 1918 code for a protein of 529 amino acids. Gene Ontology annotation, biological process: immune response; JNK cascade; protein phosphorylation. The record is from RefSeq and is a predicted model, not a curated record. The transcript has 15 exons. Gene Ontology annotation, molecular function: magnesium ion binding; ATP binding; MAP kinase kinase kinase activity.
UUUUUAGUGCUCAGGGGACCGAAUUGUAGUGUGCACACACUUCCUGAUGGAGCUGCUAAGUAUCAGCGAAGAAUAAUAUCGAGCAAGACAGCUUGACGAGUUGAGAAGAAGUUAUGUUUGGGUGUCCAGUGGACGGGGAGAAGCUUUUUCUAAAGAUGGACUUUAUCCUUCGGCUUCCAGAACAGGAGUAGUGGAUAACAUCCCUAUGUCUACGUCUUGGCACUACUGACACAUCUACGACGAAGGGUAGGAUUGUUCAAGUCCCCGUAGCUAACAGCAGCUAUCAGGCUACAAGGCUAACUAAGUUACUAGCUUAUUAUAGCUAGUAAUGUCUCAAACGUUGCCGCCCUCUGACAUGCUGGAAACACCACCUGGAUAUCCGUUUGAAGAAAUAAACUAUGAGGAUAUUGAAGUUGAAGAGGUGGUGGGAAGAGGAGCUUUUGGAGUUGUCUGCAAAGCCAAGUGGAAAGGCAAAGAUGUUGCAAUAAAGACAAUUGAGAGUGAAUCAGAGAGGAAGGCAUUUAUUGUUGAGCUCAGGCAGCUUUCACGUGUCAACCACCCCAAUAUUGUGAAGUUGUAUGGCUCUUGUAAAAGUCCGGUCUGCCUGGUGAUGGAAUAUGCUGAAGGUGGAUCGUUAUACAAUGUGCUGCAUGGUGCUGAACCCCUCCCUUAUUACACUGCUUCCCAUGCCAUGAGCUGGUGUUAUCAGUGUUCCCAGGGCGUGGCCUAUCUCCAUGGCAUGAAACCAAAGGCUCUCAUUCACAGGGACCUCAAACCACCCAAUCUGCUUCUAGUGGCAGGUGGCACAGUGCUGAAGAUCUGUGACUUUGGAACAGCCUGUGACAUCCAGACCCACAUGACCAACAACAAAGGAAGUGCAGCAUGGAUGGCCCCAGAGGUAUUUGAAGGCAGCAAUUAUAGCGAGAAGUGUGAUGUUUUCAGCUGGGGCAUCAUUCUCUGGGAAGUGAUCACUCGCAGGAAGCCCUUUGAUGAAAUUGGUGGACCAGCUUUUCGCAUUAUGUGGGCUGUUCACAACGGUACAAGACCACCACUCAUCAAGAAUUUGCCUAAACCCAUUGAGAGCCUGAUGACACGCUGCUGGUCUAAAGACCCCUCUCAGCGGCCUUCCAUGGAAGAAAUAGUCAAGAUUAUGACUCAUCUAAUGAAGUACUUCCCAGGAUCAGAUGAACCUCUUCAGUAUCCAUACCAGUAUUCAGAUGAGGCACAGAGCAACUCUGCAAACAGUACAGUUUCAUAUAUGGACUAUACUGGGACCAGCACAAGCAACAGAAGUGAUGUAAACAUGGAACACAGUGAUUCUCAAGGAAGCAACGACACUAUCAAGAUCACUCCUCAGUUUGCACCUCAUUUCAAACCGAAGGGAGACCCACUGAGAACUUUACCCUUGUCCAGAGGGGGCAGUGUUGAGAGCCUGCCAGCAAGAACACAGUGCUUUGCAUCCUCCGACAGCAAACGAAUGAGUGCUGACCUGUCUGAGUUGGAGCCUACAAUGCAGAUUACACCUGCAGCACGCAGCCAGUAUAAGCCAGGCCAUCGCAAAACUGCAUCAUUCGGGACCAUUCUGGAUGUCCCCAAGAUCGUCGUCACAGCCACCUGCGAGGCUCAAAGACGCCGGUCUGUCCAAGAUCUGCCAGCUAUUGGCACAGAGUCCAGUCAGGGGAGCAGGAGCAGCAGCCGCUCCUCCAGUCCCAGUGUGAGGCCACCUGACAAGUCGAACAGCAGAAGCUACUUCCCCCAUGACGAUCCCACAGGUGAUCCCACACUUGGAACACAAACAUCAUCUGGACAUCAGCUUGUCUUACCUAAGAUUUCUAAUGAAAACCUCUGCAUGACAUUACUUGUGCACUGUUGCUUCUGUUCACUACCUUGUACAUUUUCUUCACACAUUUUAUAUUGAUACUAAAAGUAAUAAGUUUUGACC